Hypomesus transpacificus is the source of this 2362-nucleotide messenger RNA. Its product is annotated as myb-related transcription factor, partner of profilin-like. The record is from RefSeq and is a predicted model, not a curated record. The coding region runs from base 586 to 1416 and encodes 276 amino acids. The transcript has 2 exons. NCBI's taxonomy places the organism in Eukaryota, Metazoa, Chordata, Actinopteri, Osmeriformes, Osmeridae. Gene Ontology annotation, cellular component: nucleus.
ACUAACCCCUGCUCUGCAUCCAGCGCUGGGCCCAGCCUCCUACCACUAACCCCUGCUCUGCAUCCAGCGCUGGGCCUAGCAGGGACUCUCCGGCGGAGACUACAGGUCCGAGAGAAGCCAGGUCCGAGAGAAGCCAGGACCUUGGACAGCGAUCGGUCACACGAGCUGUCAGUUCACGGUAAGAGACGGCAUUGGCCAAGUUUACCAGAUUCGAUCGUUCUAAAGGACUUAAGAAGGCUCGGGUUCGGCUAAGAAGGAGCGCUAAGAUAGGGGUGUUUCCCAGACGCGUUCUUAACUGCCUUCUUAAGAUCCCGCCAAAGAAGCUUCUUAAGAAGCUCUUAGUGGGAGCUGCUCACCGCCGUGGUGCUGAAACUAAAUCAAUCGAUGCCAGGCAAAUCGAUCAGCCACCACUUUAUCAGCGCAUAAAUCACACACAACAACCUGUAGUACCCACACACAGGUGCAAUUAGGCUACACGCGCGCGCGCGUGUGUGCGUGUGAUCACAGCUAACAGGUGUAUCCAAGUAGUAAUCAAGCUCAUUAACGCACAUAUACCCCCCUGUGGCUAGGCACACACAUUUGAGAAUGGAAAAAACAGCCAGCAAACGGAGCAAGAGGUCACCCUCGUUUACCCCAGAGGAGAUGGCCGUAUUAGUGGACGAGGUCUGGCUGCACCGUGAUGAGUUAUUUGGGGGAACAAAGGGCAAAAAAGACAUCGAAUUAAAGAACCGAAUUUGGCAGGCCAUAGCCCAAAAGAUGUCCCCCUUUAGUCCCUGUGGCCUGCGAGACUGGGUUGCUGUAAGAAAAAAGUGGCAGGAGUUCCAAAGCCAAACCAAAAAAAAAUGUGCAAAGGUGAGGCAAGAGAACAUGGGCACAGGCGGCGGCGCACAUGGUGCUACAACCCUCACUCCGGAUGAGGAAAAAGUCCUUUCCAUAAUUGGAAAGACGGCCCCUGAAGGCAUUAGUGGGGGCAUCGAUCUUCUGUGGGACGAGGGCCUCUCAGAAAACAGCGAGGAGGAGGAGGAAGAGGAGCCAUCUGGGAGCAGAGCGGCGACAUACACGUCCCCAGGAGAGGACUACCCCCCACAACCGUGUCCUGUCCCCCCACGCCAACCAGCAGGGCCCUGUCCCCGCAUGCAGGGAGGCUUAACAGGGUGGCCCCCCGUAACGACCUGCACCUGCAACGAGACGCUGGUGCGUCUCGAGAGGAAGAAACUGGCGGUGUUGCGGGGGAUAGAGGGCCAACUGGAGAGACAGACUGCCCUCCAGGAGGAGAUGGUGCAGAUCAAACGCCAAAAGUUGGAGCUGCACCGGACACAGCUGGCACUUGCCGGGGCGCAGUUCAACCAUCCCUCCACCUCGAUCCCAAUAAUUCUACCCCAGGAUGGAGGCGAUUCAGAUGCAGACGUCCAGUAACGACAGGGCCGUUGCUAGGAAUUCUGGGCCCCCCUUUUUAUUGCCCAAGAUCAAUUUUACACCACGUUUUUUCUUAGACUAUAUGUAUUAAAUUUGUUUUCUUUAUUUUUCUGUUUCUCUAUGUUCUUGACAGUGCCUGACAUAGCUCUAGAGAAACAGCUUCACUUUAUUAUUGUAUGAGGACGGCAAGCUGUAAAAUUAGAUUAGUAACAUUAACAAGACUCAUGUCAACAGGCUACCAUAGCAGUUUAGUUUUAGUAAACACUCAUGUAAGAAUGGAAAAUUGUGUCCUACUGCUACUGGAAUUUUUGGACAGCCUAGCCUAUUAUAACAGCCUAGCCUAUUAUAACAGCCUAGCCUAUUAACAGCCUAGCCUAUUAACAGCCUAGCCUAUUAUAAUGUCAGCCUUGUCAGGCAAUUCUUUUACACUGCUGACCAUCGCUGAUAUUCUGGGCUCCUGAUGUGCUCCUGGCCUCUCUUUUUUCCUCUCCUCUCUUUUUUGGCGUCCCGAUUUAUGUUUCUGUUUUGGCAUUGUCAGUUCUCUAUUGAUCUCACCAAUUGGCUGCUGCUGCAGUUCGUGAGCAAUGCCGUUACGCUCAAAUUUUCAAAAGAGGAGCGAACCAUGGACCAAUUUUUUUUUUAAAAGAAGGGUGUUAUUUCUCGGAAAAUAUAACCUUUUUUUUUUUUUUUGGCUUGAUUUUGUGGCUUUGUUUUAACUCUGAUGCAUUAGUAUGACUAUUAGUUAGGCCUAUGCAUAAUAACUUAGUAAUAGAAAGGGAAGCCUACAUAAUAGGCUAAUGGGGUUUUUGUGGCCCCCCCCCUGGGCUGUGGGCCCCUAGAAUUGUCAUCACCUUUCACCCCUAAAUGACGGCCCUGACGACAGCGGUGCCACAGCUUUUAGUUUCUCUUAGUUUUGUUUUAUUUAUAAACUACUUUUCCUUUUCAA